AUAAACUGAUAAUGCAUUGGGAGCCCUUUCUCGUUGUUUUGUUGAUCUUCAUAAUAAAUGAAGGUGCAUCAUUCUCAGAGAAGAUUGACGAUGACAAUGGAGUACUUACGAGUGCCCUCAAUGACGAAUUUAAGUUUAAGUUUAAAAGGGAUAGAGAAAAAAGGCGUAUCCUAGACUAUCGUCAGCAAGAAGCUAGCGAUCAUGGUGGUGGCUAUAGUGGCCAUAACUUAAACAUUCCCGACUGGCAGAACGGACUGGAACGAAUUCAGGAUAGCCAAGCUCGAUAUCAUCAAUACAUAGACCAUGAUGAGUUCAAAAAGAGGAAUAAACAGGGGAAGCCUCCCAAGCAACAGUAGAAGUUUUCCAAAGAGCCGAGGACGAAGUGGCAGACUUGUUACAGUUUCUUUUAAUUGCUUAAAAGAGAAACAAGAAUGUAAUUGGAAAUAUCUUAAAUAAAUUUUAUUCUGUCGGCAAA
Molecule: messenger RNA, 475 nt
Organism: Saccostrea echinata
Lineage: Eukaryota; Metazoa; Mollusca; Bivalvia; Ostreida; Ostreidae
Exons: 3
Coding region: 12-356 (114 amino acids)
Source: RefSeq, a predicted model, not a curated record